Messenger RNA from Aethalodelphis obliquidens (Pacific white-sided dolphin), 2091 nucleotides. It is a transcript of the gene NTF4, whose product is annotated as neurotrophin 4. The coding region runs from base 264 to 896 and encodes 210 amino acids. The transcript is spliced from 3 exons. Gene Ontology annotation, molecular function: nerve growth factor receptor binding; growth factor activity. The record is from RefSeq and is a predicted model, not a curated record. Gene Ontology annotation, biological process: nerve growth factor signaling pathway; nerve development; neuron projection morphogenesis. Lineage: Eukaryota; Metazoa; Chordata; Mammalia; Artiodactyla; Delphinidae. Gene Ontology annotation, cellular component: dendrite; axon; synaptic vesicle.
CCCUGGCCCUCGGGAGCUUGUGCUGCGAGGAGCCGGUGGGCGACCGGGCGUCCCUGCAGCCAGCGGGCAGGAGGAGGAGCCGCCGCCGCGCCAGGGGCAGCCGGGGGAGCCGACGAGUGCGCCCCAGGUGGUUGCCCCCUCCCUCUCCUGAGAUGUCAGGAAGCAGGGGGCCACCUGCGUCCCCCACAGGGGCCCCCCGGAGCCUGGGGGCCCCCAACCCCGGAGCUCGGAGGCGGAGGAGGUGCUGACAGGUGCUCAGCGAGAUGCUCCCCCACCCCUCAGGCUCCCUCCCCAUCCUCCUACUUUUCCUCCUCCCCAGUGUCCCAAUGGAGCCCCACGCCUCACCCUCACCCCUGCCCCCAUUUCCAGUCCCCGAGUGGGACCUCUUGUCCCCCCGAGUAGCCCUGUCCAGGGGUACCCCCGCUGGGCCCCCUCUGCUCUUCCUGCUGGAGGCUGGAGCCUUUGGGGAGCCAACUGGCAGCCCGGCCAACCGCAGUCGGCGGGGGGUGAGUGAGACAGCACCAGCGAGUCGCCGCGGAGAGCUGGCUGUGUGUGACGCAGUCAGCGGCUGGGUGACAGACCGCCGGACUGCUGUGGACCUGCGUGGGCGCGAGGUGGAGGUGCUGGGCGAGGUGCCUGCGGCUGGCGGCAGUCCCCUUCGCCAGUACUUCUUUGAAACCCGCUGCAAGGCUGACAGCGCUGGGGAAGGUGGCCCCGGUGGGGGUGGAGGAGGCUGCCGGGGUGUGGACCGGAGGCACUGGGUGUCUGAGUGUAAGGCCAAGCAGUCCUACGUGCGGGCAUUGACUACCGAUGCCCAGGGCCGUGUGGGCUGGCGAUGGAUUCGAAUUGACACUGCCUGUGUCUGCACGCUCCUCAGCCGGAAUGGCCGGGCCUGAGGCCCAUGCCUGGGAACUGGGCAGGUAGAGGAAGAAGAGAGCUGGAUGCUGAAAGACCUCAGGGGUGGCCUGGCUGCUCUAGGCGUCAGUUUGGGAACUCGUCAAAUGGUCACAAAAAUCACAGCUCUCCGAUUUUGAGAGCUCCAUCUGGGCAAGAAAGACAGAUGGUGAAACCAAAUGGGGGUUUUGAAGGAUGAAUAGGAGUUCUCUUGGAUGAACUUGAGGGUAAUAAUGAUGAUGAUGAUGAUAGCCAAUAUUUUCUGAGUGCCUACUGUUUAUGAGCUCUAAUACACAACUUGUCAGAUCAGCUCUGGUGGAUUUGACCAUUGGAGGCCCUCAGCUUCUAAGUUGCUGACCAUGCGAUCUCAGAGGACAUCACCUUGCCCACCCUGGAGAGAGUGACAAGGAGGGGAUAUGUCAAGAAGUGUGUGUGGGAGCAUAAAAACUGGAACAUGUAGGCAGCUAGUUGGGAGCUGGGGUUCAAAUGAGAAAUCUUACUUAGUCAGAUAGGGCAAGUGUUGGCUUAGAUAUUCUGUUUUGAGGUAGUGAGCUACCUAUCACAGCAGGAGCACAAGCAAGGUUGAAUGACAGGAGGUCAGGAUGCUUAAGAGUUUGGCCUUGGUGGGGAGUUGGAAUCAGGUUUCUACCCCUCUUCCCUGUCCCAACCUUUACCCUAUACUAGUAAAGAAAUAGACCUUACCAUCGUCCAGCUUGAGUAGAGCAUGAGGUUUUGACCAACUGGCCUGUCCCCUGGCUGGGAUCAGGGGUGAUUUGGACCCUGAUCAUCCUAGAAUGAGCCAGGAAAAUCCAACAGGAGAAGCGGCCCCAGAAGCCUGAAUGAGGGGGUCAGUGGCACCCUGGGCCAGGCUGCAGAAGGCAGCCUCAGUUUUCCCUGUCUGAAGAACAGGUUGGUGGGAUGAGAUAAUGGGGGCUGAGGAGGCAGAGGCUUUGACCAAAAGGGCUUUAAAGUGAGGAAGUGACAAGUCAGGGAUAGACCUCACACCCUCAGGACACCCCUUCAUAUAUUACCAUUCCAUAGCCACAUGCAAACACAGACACACUUUUGCCCUUGUUUCUGCAUCUCUGUGUUCUGGGUCUGUGGUUCCCGCUCUCUUUUCUGCCGCCUCCUUUGUUGUCUCUCUGUCUAAAUUCCUGUCCCACCAUCUCUGGGUCAGUAGCUCUCUUUCUGUCCCUG